AUGUUGCUCUCAGUGCCCAUCCCUGGGCUGUCCCGGCACCUGUCUGCGCAGAGCGGGGUGGCAGGCAGAGCCACGGGCCUGUCCGCUUCCAGCCCUGUGCGGGGCCCUGGGGGUGGCGCCUUUGGAGCUGGGGGGUUUGGCUGUGCCGGGGGCCUGGGCACUGGUCAGGGGGGACCCUUGGGAGGCGGCUGCAGAGGUCUGGGCAUGGCAUUUGGGGGCAGCCCAGCAGGUGGCUCUACAGGCGUCCUCUGCGGCCUUCAUGGAGGACUCCUUCCCGGGUCCGAAAAAGCCACCAUGCAAAAUCUGAAUGACAGACUCGCAUCCUACCUGGAGAGGGUUGGCGCCCUGGAGGAGGAGAAUGCUACGCUGGGACAGAAAAUCCGAGACUGGUACGAAAGAUGUGGGGCCGAGGACGCAGGGUCCCAGACUGAUUACUCUAAAUACUACCUGCUGAUCGAAGACCUCAGGAACAAGAUCACCUCGGCCAGCACCAGAAACGCCCAGGUCACCCUGCAGAUGGACUACGCCAGGCUGGCCGCUGAGGACUUCCAAACAAAGUACGAGAACGAGCUGUGCCUGCGGCAGAGCGUGGAGGCCGACGCCAGCGGGCUGCGCAGGGUGCUGGACGAGCGGACCCUGGCCAGGGCCGACCUGGAGGUGCAGAUCGAGGGCCUCGCGGAGGAGCUGGCCUACCUGAGGAAGACCCGCGAGGAGGAACUCCGGAGCUUCCCGGCUGACUGUCCCCGCGAGAUCAGCGUGGAAAUAGACGCGGCGCCAGGCGUGGACCUCACCAGGCUCCUCAACGACAUGAGGGCACAGUACGAAGUCCUCGCAGAGCAGAAUCGCAAGGACGCGGAGGCCUGGUUCAUGGAAAAGAGCGGGGAGCUCCGGAAGGAGAUCAGCUCCAACACCCAACAGCUGCAGUCCAGCCGGAGCGAGGUCACCGACGUGCGGCGCGCGCGGCAGAGCCUGGAGCUGGAGCUGCAGUCCCAGCUGGCCUUGAAGAAAUCCCUGGAGGAUUCGCUGGCUGAGACCGAGGGCGGCUACUGCGGCCAGCUGUCGCAGGUGCAGCGCCUCGUGGGCAGCCUGGAGGCGCAGCUGCAGCAGGUGCUCGCCGACGCCGAGGGCCAGGGUGCGGAGCACCGACGGCUGCUGGACGCCAAGGCCGGGCUGGAGCUGGAGAUCGAGACCUACCGGGGUCUGCUGGACGGGGAGGCCGCGGGGGAUGAUUUGGAGGAAAGCGCAUCUGAAACGGGCUCCAAACCCCAAGCUCAGUCCACUGAUUCUUCUAAAGACCCCACUAAAACCCGGACAAUCAAGACAAUUGUCCAGGAGGUGGUAAACGGAGAAGUGGUCUCAUCCCAAGUUCAAGAAAUUGAAGAGCUGAUGUGA
Fukomys damarensis (Damara mole-rat) is the source of this 1392-nucleotide messenger RNA. RefSeq names its product keratin 12 (gene Krt12). The transcript has 8 exons. Bases 1 to 1392 code for a protein of 463 amino acids. The record is from RefSeq and is a predicted model, not a curated record. Lineage: Eukaryota; Metazoa; Chordata; Mammalia; Rodentia; Bathyergidae. Gene Ontology annotation, molecular function: structural molecule activity.